AUGCGCUCAGGUGUAGUAGGGACUACAGUGCUCAGGAACCAGCGAACCUCACUCCAGGAGCUCCAGAACCAUGAGAGCUUUCUCACCAAGCUCAAUCAGGACCUGGUCAGAACCAUCCAGGACAUGGAGAACAGUACAGCCAUAAAAGUGCGGGAAAUACUGCAGCAGCAGGACAUCCUUGGGAAGGUCAUUGACAUUUUGGAGUACUCUAACAAGAAGAGGUUGGAAGAGUUGAAGUGUGAGCUCCAGGAAUGGGAAGAGGAGGAGCAACAUAAGAUCAACUACCUGGAGCAGCAGGUGGAGCAGCUGAAUGCCAAGAUCAGGAAGGCCCAGGAGGAAGUCAACUUCCUGAGCACUUACAUGGACCAUGAGUAUCCGAUCAAGUCGGUCCAGAUCGCCAACCUUCUGCGCCAGGUCCAGCAGUUGAGAGAGAGCCAGCAGGAUGAGUUGGAUGACCUUGCUGAGAUGCGCAGGGUGGUCCUGCAGUCAUUGUCCGAUAAGAUUCAGAGGAAGAAAAAAGAGAUUCUCAAGUCUCUGGUCGUGAGAGUCCUGGAGCCCCAUCAGGAUAUUCUUGUGCAGAACACCCGGGAUAACCAGGAUAUGGUGAAAUACAUGGACAAGUUCAGAGAUUUUAUCAACCAGUUUACUGAGGAAAUACCCUCAUUAAGAGCCGAGGUGCGACACCUCCAAGCCCAGCUCCGGGAAUACCGAGAGAUCAUAUUUGAAGAUGUCCUGCUUCGGAGACCCAAGUGCACCCCAGACAUGGACGUCAUCCUCAACAUCCCUGUGGAAGAGACACUACCCUUCUAG
Messenger RNA from Orycteropus afer afer, 810 nucleotides. RefSeq names its product chromosome unknown C20orf96 homolog (gene CUNH20orf96). The record is from RefSeq and is a predicted model, not a curated record. Lineage: Eukaryota; Metazoa; Chordata; Mammalia; Tubulidentata; Orycteropodidae. The transcript has 8 exons. The coding region runs from base 1 to 810 and encodes 269 amino acids.